AUGUUUUGGUGACGUCAUUGUAGCUGAAGGGAAGACAGCCAGUGGGUGGGCAGGGCUGUGGUCCUGCUUUCGGCUUUUUACAUCGCGAAUUGCUCUUCUACGAAUAUUCAAACCUCAUAUAGGAAUACACAAACCUCACAGGAUGAGUUAGAGGCUGUAUAUCGUGUGUGCCAGUGCACUGAAACAUGGGUCGUUGCAGUGUCCACGUCCUUCUGCUGCUCUUGCUGCAGGCCCUGCAGACAUCAGCUGAGGGCCCAGAUGGACUAUUGGUGUGUCUGUGUGAUAGCCCAAAAUGCCUCCAGGACACCCAGUGCCACGGUACCCGGUGCUUCUCCUCGGUCAAAGUGGGCAGCAGCGGGAUGGAGUUUGACCAUGGCUGCAUGGAUGAUCCAGAGAAAAUCAGUUUGCAAUGCUCCACAGCUCCAUCCUUCUACCAUGUCAUUUUCUGCUGCUCUCAGGACAUGUGCAACGGCAACACCACCAGGAGUUCGCUGAUUGCGCUGCUUCCAUCAGUCCCAGAAGGCAAGCCAGUUCCCUAUCGUGUGGAGACCUUAGCUCUCUUUGUACUCGGUCCAGUGGUGGUCCUGGUUCUGCUGUCUGUAGUGUCAGUUCUGGCCUGCAGGAGGCUCCAUCACGGUCGUCUGCAGAGGCUGCAGGAGUUUGACACUGAGCAGGGAGCCAUAGACGGCCUCAUCACCUCCAAUGUGGGAGACAGCACUUUAGCGGACCUGUUGGACCACUCAUGCACAUCAGGCAGUGGUUCAGGUCUUCCCUUCCUCGUCCAGAGAACUGUGGCCAGGCAGAUCAGCCUGAUGGAGUGUGUAGGCAAAGGAAGGUAUGGAGAGGUGUGGCGGGGCCAGUGGCAGGGGGAGAACGUGGCUGUGAAAAUCUUCUCCUCAAGAGAUGAGAAGUCCUGGUUCAGGGAGACAGAGAUCUACAACACUGUGCUGCUAAGACAUGAAAACAUACUGGGCUUCAUGGCAUCUGACAUGACUUCUCGCAACUCCAGCACCCAGCUGUGGCUCAUCACCCAUUACCAUGAGAACGGCUCGCUUUAUGACUACUUGCAGCGAGUUGCCGUGGAGACAUCAGAGGGCUUGGCCAUGGCGGCGUCGAUAGCCUGCGGCCUGGUGCACCUGCACACGGAGAUCUUCGGCACCGAGGGCAAACCGGCCAUCGCACACCGGGAUCUGAAGAGCAAAAAUAUCCUCGUCACUAAGGAGCUGCGUUGCUGCAUCGCAGACCUCGGGCUGGCUGUGACCCACUUCCAGGCAGACAACCUGCUGGAUGUGGGCAACAAUCCGAAGGUUGGCACCAAGCGUUACAUGGCACCCGAAGUGCUGGACGAGACCAUUCAGACAGACUGCUUUGAUGCCUAUAAGAGAGUGGACAUCUGGGCCUUUGGGCUGGUGCUGUGGGAGAUAGCAAGACGCACAUACAGCAAUGGUAUUGUUGAGGAGUACAAGCCUCCAUUCUAUGAUCAGGUGCCAAAUGACCCCAGCUUUGAGGACAUGAGGAAGGUGGUGUGUGUGGAGCAGCAGAGGCCUUUCAUUCCUAAUCGUUGGUUCUCUGAUCCUACUCUUUCUGCUUUGGUGAAACUGAUGAAAGAGUGCUGGUACCAGAACCCCUCUGCAAGGCUAACAGCACUGCGCAUAAAGAAAACCCUGGACAAGAUUCACAGCUCUCUGGAGAAGGGCAAGGAGUCGUGAGAGGGAGAGGAGCCCCGGAGGCAGCUGCCUGAUGUCAGGGAUCGGCUUGGAGAGGAGCCUAUCGUUUGAGAAAGGAUGAUAAUGGGGGACGGACAUAGGACCGGAGGAAAAAGUUGUUCAAGUGUCAUCCAGCCUCAUCCUUCUCUUGCUCUCAUUAUCUCUGUGGUUGCCUUCCACUGACAUCCCUCUCUCUGACUUGAAGCCCACAGACGUUUGGACCUGUCCUGUGUGAAUAAGCCAGCCUUUGUUACAGGACACAAACUCAUUGCCAUUGUGCUCGCACUGACCUGAACUUUAGACUGUUACUGAGUGUGAAGAACAUGGAUGGCAUAUUGUAGUACUCCAUCCCAAAAUGCUUUAACGCCCAUCUCAGACUGCACACACACCAAACACUACACACUGAGUGUCUCUUACAAUUCAAUUUCUGAUCCCCAGCCAGUGUUUUUGGCAUGCGGUCGUGGCAUUCUGCUCAGAGACAAUCAGAAGUGUUUCACUCAUUUAGCUUUAUCAAAACAUGCCAACUAUCGCAACAAACACACACUACAAACCACAGAAAUAUUUCCACUGACUAAAGGAAAAGAGCCAAUAGAAUCAAAUUUGUUUUUCAACUUUUUAAAAAAGUAUAUUUAUUAAAUCUCCACUGCGACCACACUACUGAGGAUAUGUAAGACUGAUGGGGCGUGAAACAGACUAUAAAUAUAUAGGCAUUUACUCUACUGGACGUUCUGUACCCAUAUUGUCAUUAUUGGAGCUAGUACGACAUGAUUUGUUGAGAAAUAGGAGAGAAAAGUAGGAAAUUGUUCCCGCUGAGAUGUACAGAGGAAAAAACAGGAUAAGAUACUACAGAUACACAAUUAUCCUGAUGGUUCCUGGAGUAGACACACAGUAAGUACCUGCCAAUAGGCAUUAGUCUGUAUCUUAUAAUAAGAAAAUGAUCCUCUCUGCAGGGCACACCUCGUAAACUCACUGUGGCUCUCCUGUGCAGGCAGAGAGGAAUCGAGGAAGACUUGUUUGUGAUAGAGCUGACGUUUUUUUUUUAAGAUACCGGAGGUGAAGUUGUUUUCAGUAGCAAGGUGGGCUUCCAUUAACUCCUCCCAUCAUGCCACACUGUACAAGUUGCCUGAAUAACAAGAAAAAAAAACCACUGUCUUCAUUUGGAAGCUGUUUUAUUCAAGAUUCAUUUUCAACAGAUAAAGUUGCCUAGCUGUGCAGUUACAGAUGAAUUUGUUCACAAAUACUGGGUUUGUUUUGGAAGAAAUGUUGCUCUGUCUUUUUUAUAUGUAAUAAAACAUUUACUGCACUC
Epinephelus moara (kelp grouper) is the source of this 3012-nucleotide messenger RNA. RefSeq names its product activin A receptor, type 1 like (gene acvr1l). NCBI's taxonomy places the organism in Eukaryota, Metazoa, Chordata, Actinopteri, Perciformes, Serranidae. The transcript is spliced from 10 exons. Gene Ontology annotation, cellular component: plasma membrane; BMP receptor complex. Gene Ontology annotation, biological process: heart development; protein phosphorylation; BMP signaling pathway. The record is from RefSeq and is a predicted model, not a curated record. Gene Ontology annotation, molecular function: ATP binding; transforming growth factor beta receptor activity, type I; SMAD binding. Bases 186 to 1709 code for a protein of 507 amino acids.